This is a messenger RNA of Maniola jurtina (meadow brown), 1596 nucleotides long. RefSeq names its product rRNA methyltransferase 2, mitochondrial (gene Mrm2). Gene Ontology annotation, biological process: RNA methylation. Bases 164 to 913 code for a protein of 249 amino acids. Gene Ontology annotation, molecular function: rRNA (uridine-2'-O-ribose)-methyltransferase activity. The transcript has 3 exons. The record is from RefSeq and is a predicted model, not a curated record. Gene Ontology annotation, cellular component: mitochondrion. Lineage: Eukaryota; Metazoa; Arthropoda; Insecta; Lepidoptera; Nymphalidae.
AAAUAAUAUUUUGUACAUGAUUCGUUUUUCAUUCAAAUAUAAAUUUAAUUAUAUUGACAUAAAGUUUAUUAUUUAAAUACUCAGUGCUGCAUCGUAAUUAGUAAACAUAAUAUUUAUUCUAGGAUAACUCGUGUGAACAAAGGUUUUAAAAUUAUCUUGUAUCAUGUUCCCUUCGCGGACAGCCGUGUUUAAGGGUUUGAAUUUUGCUAGAAUGUGUUUUCUUGUUAAUUGCCUAAAGAGGUUUAAGAGUUCUCAACAAUGGUUGAGUCGUCAGAAAGCAGACCCAUAUGUGGAGAAGGCUAAGAUAUAUAACUACAGAUGUCGAAGUGCUUUUAAACUCUUGGAAAUGGAUGACAAAGCCAACAUACUCCAUCCUGGUCAAACUGUUAUUGAUUUGGGAGCUUCUCCCGGGUCCUGGACUCAGGUGGCUGUGCAGAAGACAAACUCAGAUGGUGCAGAUGCUAAACAACCCAUUGGAACAGUUUUAUCUAUUGAUAAACUUCAAAUUUUCCCUAUUGAGGGAGCAACAAUAAUGAGCAACAUGGAUUUUUCAACCAUAGAAGCACAUGACAAAGUAGUGAAAGCUCUAAAUGGUAGACAGGUAGAUUUAGUGCUCUCAGACAUGGCACCCAAUGCAACAGGUGUUAGGGAGUUAGACAAGGACAGGAUUAUUGGUCUCUGUUACAUGGCUAUUAGAUUUGCGGCUCUAGUCACAAGAAUAGAUGGUAACUUACUGUUUAAAGUAUGGGACGGCAAAGAGGUGCCUAUUUUAGAAAUGGAUUUAGAGAAAUUUUACAAAAACAUUAAGAUUAUGAAACCCAAGGCGAGUAGAUCUGACUCAUCUGAAAAAUUUAUACUUGCUAGAGGUUUUAGAGGAAUACAGAGGCCUUUACAAAAUGGUAGAUGGGGAUAGGUACUUAAGAAUACUCAGAAGCACAUAAAAUAUAAAAUUUGAAUAGAAAGGAGAUAUUUAAGGGCCAUUUUCUGAAUCCUGACUGAUAUUUUGUGAACCUUUUGUCACCUCCAUUAGAAAAGAUUGCAAUUCAACAUUAUUUAAUUGUAGCUGGUUUGAACAUGAAAGAAAGUAGAUAAGUAAAGAGUAAAAUAUUCUAUAGCCAUUCUUUUAUUACAUAGGUACAGUUAGAAAAUAACAGUAUAGUGGAGCUCAAAAAACCUUUUUGUACUGGGCUGGUAGUGCAAUUGAUUAUCAUGUUUUGAGUUAUUUUGGCAUAUUUUUUAUCAGUUGGCAUAAUAUCUAUAGGUAAUUAAAAUCCUUGAAAAGUUACAAACAAAACAAUGAUAAUAUGAAAUAAGUAUCAUAUUUAUUUUAGUAUUAGUAUAGGUACUUGUCUUCCACUUGAAGUAAUAUUUUAGAUAAAUAUAGCAAAGUACAAUUGUAUUAUGUAUGUUAAGCAUAAUAUUAUUAUAGUAGGUACUAGGUAGUAGUAUUAUACAUAUUUGUAUCUAGCUUUAUAUUUUUUUCUCUUUUCAUCUGACUAUUUUUAAAAAUAUAUUAUGUAAGUACUACAUACUAACUGAAAUCUUAAACCUAUUUCUUCAAAAGGGAAUGUAAAAAAUAAAAACACAUGGAUAAAA